CUGAAAGGCGUGUGUUUUUGAUAUGUGUUUGAUACUUUUAUUUGUAAUCAAAGGAAGUGAUUUUGUUGCUGUUUCGUGUUUGUGGUUCGUUUUAGAAUUUGGAUAAGGCUGAGGUUCAUUUGAGUGAACGCUGAUUCUCCGACUUUCAGGAUCCGUUCAACUGAAUUACUUGUUUGUCAUUUCCACUCAGAUAAAGUGCUGGAGAUCUCACUCUUCUGUCUGUUCAGCUUCAUCAUGGAUGACACACAAACACACCGACAUGAAAAUUUUUCUCUAGGAUGCAGUUCUGUUGAUCAGAAGAGAUCAGAGGCAGAGCCCAGCUGUGUGUUUAUGAAGAGUGAUGAGUCUACAGAUCAUCCACAACAUUUCAGUUCAGUUCACCAGAAGAAAUCAGAUCCAGAGCCCAGCUGUGUGUCUAUGAAGAGUGAUAAAUCUAUGCAUCAUCCAUUUAAUUUUAAGCGUGAUGACACAAGAUCAGUAACAAAACCUGUCUGUAAGAAAUAUGACCAGUCUGUGAAUCAACCACAAGACAGCAUGCAUCCUGGUGUGAGCCAUGGAGUCCUCAACAGGUUUAGAUCAAAUCUGAAGCAGAAGUUUGAGCGUCUGUAUGAGGCAACAGCGACGCAGAGAAACCCAACACUCCUGAAUGAGAUCUACACAGAGCUCUACAUCACAGAGAGUGAGAGUGGAGAGAUCAGUAAUGAGCAUGAGGUGAGACAGAUUGAGACACAAUCCAGGAGAGCAGCAACAGAGGACACAGCCAUCAAAUGCAGUGACAUCUUUACACCUUUACCUGGACAAGACAAAGCCAUCAGAACUGUUCUGACAAAGGGAGUCACUGGCAUUGGAAAAACAGUCUCUGUGCAGAAGUUCAUCCUGGACUGGGCUGAAGGGAAAGAGAAUCAGGAUAUCCAGCUCAUUUUUCCACUUCCUUUCAGAGAAAUCAACCUGAUGAAGGACAAAACACUCAGUCUUUCAGAUCUUCUUCAUGUCUUCUUCCCUGAAACUAAAGAAAUGGAAAUAUGCAGUGAUGAAUAUAAAGUGUUGUUCAUCUUUGAUGGUCUGGAUGAGUGUCGUCUGUCUCUGGACUUUAAGAGUAAAGUGAAACUGUGUAAUAUAUCUGAAUCGGCCUCAGUGGACGUGCUGCUGAUGAACCUCAUUGUGGGGAAUCUGCUUCCCUCUGCUCUCAUCUGGAUCACCUCCAGACCAGCAGCAGCUGAUCUCGUCCCCUCUGAGUGUGUCCACCGAGUGACAGAGGUACGAGGCUUCAAUGAGCCACAGAAGGAGGAAUACUUCAGGAAGAGAAUCAGUGAUCAGAGUCUGGCCGAUACAAUUAUCUCACACCUGAAGUCAUCAAGGAGCCUCUACAUCAUGUGCCACAUCCCAGUGUUCUGCUGGAUCUCAGCCGAUGUUCUGGAGAAGAUGUUGAGUCGAGCAGAGAGUGGAGAUAUUCCCAAGACUCUCACUCAAAUGUACACACACUUCCUGAUCCUUCAGACCGACAUCAAACAUGAGAAGGACUAUGAGAAGAAGGUGACCGAUGAAGACAUGAUCCUCAAACUGGGGAAACUGGCUUUCCAGCAGCUUGUGAAAGGAAACCUGAUCUUCUACGAGGAAGACCUGAGAGAGUGUGGCAUCGAUGUGACAGAAGCAUCAGUGUACUCAGGAUUGUGCACUCAGAUCUUCAGAGAGGAGUUUGGCUUUUAUCAGGGGAAAGUCUUCUGCUUUGUUCAUCUGAGCAUUCAGGAACAUCUAGCAGCUCUAUAUGUGCACCUCUCCUGGAUGAACUACAGCAGAAAUGUGUUUGACCAAAGCACCAAACAGAGUUUGUGGUCUAAAGUGAAGAACUUGUUUCAACUUAAUUCAUCAAAACAUGUUUCAUUAUCUGAGCUGCAUCAGAGAGCUGUGGAUGUGGCUCUACGGAGUAAAAAUGGACAUCUGGAUCUUUUCCUGCGUUUCCUUCUGGGUUUGUCAGUGGAGUCUCAUCAGAUUCUCCUACAGCGAAUAAUGACACUGAAAAGAAGCAGCUCUGACAGCAAUGAGAAAACAGUUGAGUACAUCAAGGAGAAGAUCAGGACCAUUGACUCUCCAGAGAAAUACAUCAAUCUGUUCCACUGUCUGAAUGAACUGGGUGAUCGUUCACUAGUGGAGGAAAUACAACAGUAUCUGAAAUCUGGAAGAUUAAGUGAAGCCAAACUCUCUUCAUCUCAGUGGUCAGCUGUAGUUUUUGUGUUGUUGACAUCAGAAGAGGAACUGAAUGAGUUUCAUUUUGAUAAAUUUAAAGUAACAAAUAAGCCUGAAAAUAUGAAGGUUCUUCAGAAGUUGCUGCCUGUGAUUAAAGAAUCCAGAUCAGUUCAGUAAGUAUCAAUGAGAACAAUCACAAUCACCCUCAAAGCAUCUUAGGUGUAUAUGACUUUUUUUCUUUCAGACAAAUCCAACCAGAGUUAAAUUAAAAAUUAUCAUGGCUCUUGCAAGCAUUAGAAUGGGAGUAGGUGGGUUUUUUGUUUAACAGUCCAAAAGUAGUCAAAUAAAGCAUGCGCAUCUGAAAUAAAACGUGCAUCACAUGGCUCCGGUGGGUGAAUACAGAACUCUUGUAGUGAAUCGAUGCGUUUUUGUAAGAAAAAUAUCCAUAUUUAAAAUGUUAUAAACACUUUUCUCUCACUUUCGCUGACUGUCAUACAUGCAAGCUUUUCUGGGCGAUGACGUAGGACAUGUGAAAAAGUUAGGACACCCUACUGAAUGCCAUGGUUUUUCUUAUUAGGAUAUAAUAAAAAAGGUAACUGGUUCUUUCCAGGUCGUAAUAUCUGGAAAAUAAAACCUCAGAUGAACAACAACAAAUGACAUAUUGCACUGUGUUUUUGGUUAUUUAACAAAAAUAAAGCCAACAUGGAAAAGCCAUGGGUGACAAAAUUAGGACACCCUUACUGAUAACAUA
This is a messenger RNA of Cyprinus carpio (common carp), 2935 nucleotides long. Its product is annotated as NLR family CARD domain-containing protein 3-like. The coding region runs from base 235 to 2361 and encodes 708 amino acids. The record is from RefSeq and is a predicted model, not a curated record. The transcript has 5 exons. Lineage: Eukaryota; Metazoa; Chordata; Actinopteri; Cypriniformes; Cyprinidae.